Molecule: messenger RNA, 1782 nt
Organism: Aspergillus mulundensis
Lineage: Eukaryota; Fungi; Ascomycota; Eurotiomycetes; Eurotiales; Aspergillaceae
Product: ferric reductase family protein
Exons: 3
Coding region: 1-1782 (593 amino acids)
Biological process (GO): copper ion import; intracellular iron ion homeostasis; iron ion transport
Cellular component (GO): plasma membrane
Molecular function (GO): ferric-chelate reductase activity
Source: RefSeq, a predicted model, not a curated record
AUGGCUUCUACACUUCUUUUCAUGUCCCUGGUCGGACACUCUUUAGCAGCAGAUCUCGAACGCCGUCAUGGCGAUGAGAACCCGUUCUGGGGGAUGCUGAAUGAUGAUUACGCUCGGUACUCCUUGCUGGCCCUUGGCUGCUUCGCAGCAUCCAUGUAUAUCUGGAAGAUGUGGUUUCGCAUCGCCGCCCACAUGCGGCGGCUGGCAAGCUUCAGCAACGAGCGCCAGAACUAUUUUGUGCCGGCCCACAAGACCCUUGCUAGGAUCAAGAAGCACAUUGUCUACGCUCCGCUCUUCCGGAACCGGCACAACAGGGAGUUCCAGCUGUCGCGUGCUGUUAACAUGGGCACAUUGCCCAGCCGUUUCCACACGUUCAUUAUUGUUGGCAUUAUUGCCAUGAACAUCACCCUCUGCUUUGUCACUGUGCCCUACAAAUCAGAACCAGAGUCCGUGUCGGGCAUCAUCCUCAGCCGUACAGGCAUCAUGGCAACUGUCAACUUGAUCCCGCUCAUUCUUUUGGCGGGCCGCAACAACCCUCUUAUUACGCUGCUUCAGGUGCCUUACGACACGUUCAACCUGAUCCACCGCUGGCUCGCUAGGAUUGUAAUCUGCCAAGCGCUUGCUCAUACCUUUGCCUGGGCUAUCCCAAAAGCUCAAAAGAUGGGCUGGAGUGGUGUCGGGCAGCUGUUUGGAGAGAGUGAGUUUUUGCUCAGUGGGUUGAUUGGUACCUGUGCCUUUGUUGCCCUUCUGGUGCACUCCCCCUCGGCGAUCCGACACGCCUUUUACGAGACAUUCCUCCACCUCCAUAUUGCCUUUGCGGCCCUCUCGUUUGCUUACCUUUGGAUCCACUUGGAUGGCCGAAAUGCUCAGAACUUCCUCCUUGCGGCGAUUAUUCUCUGGGCGUUGGAAAGGUUUGCACGUCUUGCAAUUAUCGUGUACCGCAACAUUGGGGGACGCACUACAACUGCAGUGGUGGAGGCCCUGCCCGGUGACGCCAUGCGAAUCACUCUCAAGCUGUCGCGUCCAUGGACGUUCGAGCCCGGCCAGCACAUGUACCUGUACAUCCCCGCGAUCGGAUGGUGGACGUCCCACCCCUUCUCGAUUGGAUGGAGCGACACGGAGGACGCCAUGAGUGACGAGAAGAGCCUCCCCGUGAGCAGCCGGGAUGCAUACGGCCCCCAAACGACAACAGUCUCAUUGCUCGUUCGCCGCCGAACCGGCUUUACCGACAAGCUCUUCCAGCGCGCUGUGAACGCCGUCGAUUGCCGAGUCUCCCUGACAGCUUUCGCCGAGGGACCAUACGGCAGCAUCCACUCGAUGGACUCGUACGGUUCAGUCCUUUUGUUCGCUGGAGGCGUCGGCAUCACGCACUUGGUGCCUUUCUGCCGCCAUCUCGUCAAGGGAUAUGCGGACGGAACUGUGGCUGCACGCCGCGUUACUCUUAUCUGGAUCAUCCAGUCCCCAGAGCACCUAGAGUGGAUUAGGCCUUGGAUGACCAGCAUUCUGGCCAUGCCUCGCCGCCGGGAGGUUCUGCGGAUCCAGCUAUUCAUCACGCGGCCGCGCAACACAAAGGAAAUCCAGAGUCCUAGCUCUACGGUGCAAAUGUUCCCUGGGCGACCGAACAUUGACACACUCAUUGGCAUGGAGGUUGAGAACCAGGUUGGCGCUCUGGGUGCGUUGGUUUGCGGCAAUGGCAGUCUGAGUGACGAUGUUCGCCGCGCCUGCCGAAGCCGACAAGACAAGACACAGAUUGAUUUCAUCGAGGAGAGUUUCACGUGGUAG